Olea europaea var. sylvestris is the source of this 921-nucleotide messenger RNA. RefSeq lists its product as uncharacterized. The transcript is spliced from 2 exons. Bases 1 to 921 code for a protein of 306 amino acids. NCBI's taxonomy places the organism in Eukaryota, Viridiplantae, Streptophyta, Magnoliopsida, Lamiales, Oleaceae. The record is from RefSeq and is a predicted model, not a curated record.
AUGUCUCUUGAAGAUAUGUUGAAAUCUUUAAAUUCUAGUACAAUGCAAUUUCAACAAGAGACAAAAAUCUCAAUUAAGAAUUUGCAGACACAAGUGAGUCAAUUGGCCAACAUGGUGGGUAAAUUGGAGGCUCAAGGAUCGAAAAACUUCCUUCUCAAGCAAUCAACCCGAGAAAAAAUGCUAUUGCCGUUUGCAAAGUCCAAAAGGGGUGAACAUGAGAAGGAAAUAUUGGAGACUUUUCGCAAGAUUCAAGUGAACAUACCACUUUUGGAUGCCAUUUAUCAAGUGCCACGUUAUGCAAAGUUGCUCAAGGAAUUGUGCACUAACAAGCAUAUAUUGAAAGAUAAUAAAGUGGUAAGCGUAGGAGAAAAUGUCUUGAUAGAAUUGCAAAAGAAACUUCUACCAAAAUGUAAGGAUCCAGGAAGUUUUACCAUUCCUUGCAUUAUUGGUAACACUGGGUUUGAAAAAGCAAUGCUACAUUUAGGAGCAUCUAUUAAUGUCAUGCCAUAUUCUAUUUAUGCUUUUUUAAAUUUGGGAUCACUUAAGGAAACCGGUGUUAUUAUUCAACUUGCUGAUAGAUCUAAUGCAUUUCCAAAUGGUGUGUUAGGGGAUGUUUUGGUACAGGUAAAUCAAUUGAUUUUUCGAGCAGAUUUCUAUGUUCUUGACAUGCAAGAUAAAUCAACAUCUCUGUCGCCACCAUUGCUCUUGGAAAGAUCAUUUAUGAGGAUUGUGCGUACAAAGAUAGAUGUACAUAACGGUAUUUUGACAACGACAUUUGAUGGUGAGACUAUUCGCUUCAAUAUCUUUGAAACAAUGAGGUAUUCUAGUGAUGUUCAUGCUUGUUUUCCAAUAGAUAUAAUGGAUUCAUUAAGGCAAAAAAUUUCAAAUUAUCAAAUGAAGAUGCAUUGGACACCACUUUGA